Molecule: messenger RNA, 1904 nt
Organism: Perca flavescens (yellow perch)
Lineage: Eukaryota; Metazoa; Chordata; Actinopteri; Perciformes; Percidae
Gene: dexi
Product: Dexi homolog (mouse)
Exons: 3
Coding region: 407-676 (89 amino acids)
Source: RefSeq, a predicted model, not a curated record
UCUCCAAACGAAUCGAGCUUUGAAAUCGAGAAAAUUGGUUCAUGUUUUCGAUACAUGCCUCGAAGCAGAGGGUUCACGGGUAACAUCACUAGUAUUUUUAAAAUGUUUCGUAUUUCCCGGACGGAUGUUUAACGGUAUACAAGAAAACUCCAAAUAACUUUGCUUCUAGAAAUGUUCGCAUUUCUUUUCACUAGCAUUGCAUGCUACUGUUUUUAGCCCCAGCCAGCUGGCAUGGCUUGAAUUCCGCAAACCCAAAGAAUGCGUCGAGCUAGCUAACGGGAUCGGGACGAGCCGAAAUGGACGCCCCGUCACCCCAGCAGACAGAUUUCUAGUGGUGACACCAGCAACUCCAGUCCGCCACAUCCUGGCCCCGCAAGGACCCAAACCGCGGCUCUCUUGUUUUUCUAUGACCCAUCCGAUUUAUGCCCAGCUAGAUUCGGUAGAAUCGCUGUUGGACGAACUUCCAUAUAUGUUUUAUCUGGGCCUGUUCUUUGUGAACGUCCUGAUCCUCUAUUAUGCCUUUCUGAUGGAGUACAUCGUCCUAAAUGUGGGGAUAGUAUUUCUGCCUGAGGAUAUGGACCAGGCGCUGGUGGACCUCGGGGUGCUGUCCGACCCGGCCUCUGUCCCUUAUGACACGGACAACGAGCUGGAUGUUUUUGAGGGGUAUCUUGAGUGACAGGGCGGUCCUGGAGCGAGGGAAAUAAAUGUUAGUGGCGGCGGUGGUGAUGAUGCAGAGCUCCGGGGCAGAUUGGACCAGCGUAAACACUCUGGUCACUGAUGGGAGGAAAACAUGCAUCAAAGCGGAUGCUGUUUCUCACACAGACAUAUCAGUGAAAAAGUAGCCUGAGGAAGCGAUUCAGCACCACCGGCCACAUGAACAGCGACUGUCCCAUGGGAAGAGCUCUCUGCACUGGAUCAGCUGUCGGUCUAGUCCGUUGCCAUUCUAAUAGCAAUUGACUCCAAUAGGACACCAUGGAGUUAGCACUGGCAUCUGUGUCCUCCACUCUAGACACAAUGAAAGAUAAAAAGGAAGCACAAUGUGCUCUAAGUGGAAAGAGACGACUGAUCCCUGGGGAUGUAAAAUGAACGUUACCAGAGAUGACUCGGAUCGUCUAAAUUGCGGCCAGUUCAGAUACAGUAGCCCGAUGUGGCUGGCAUUUCCACUGAACAACUGCCCAGGCUGUGCAAGAUCUGGUAGUCGACUGCUGAAGGAGUGAAUUAAAACUUGCCACUUCAGUCACAGUGUGACGUCCUACACAGUGUGACGUCUCAGAAGCACUGGCAAAGAGUUGGAAAACCAUGUCCACUGUAGGUCUGUUGCAUACUUAAUCACUCACAGUACAACUAUUUGUCCUUUUUUUUUUUCAGAAUACAGAAUGCAUUGCUACUUUUGCAGGCACAUAGAUCAUUGAGGUGUACAUUUGAAAUGUGUCUUUUGAGGUCAUCCAUACUGUAUAUUUGCUUCAGGGAUGUAGACCCACUCAGGAGCACCGAUAGAAACUGUGGGUGCACUGGCAAGACACUGAUACUAGACACAGGCUGUGAAACAUAGGAGACCCUUAAUCUUUCCAAGCUCUCUUAAGAAUCAGAAACGCCACACUUGCCACACUCUUUACGACAAUGCAGCAAGUAUUAAAGCAUGAAAAAGAACCUCCGAAGAAGUGCUUCAGAUAUUUGACUUUUUCAUCCUUUAAGUGUUGCAUUCGUGUUUUUGUUUUUUAAUGUUACAAAUGUGUGUUAGACACAGAAAAGACUUGACGCAUGAUAUUGGUUGUGUGUUUUAAAAAGGUUUAGUUGUCAAAGUUUGGUUUUAUCACAGCAUCUUCUGUUCAGUUUGUUAUGAAUUUUGGAAUUAUGUUAAUGUAUAUUCUUGGCAGCAAUAAUAAACAGAAUUUAAGCAAUGA